This is a messenger RNA of Misgurnus anguillicaudatus (oriental weatherfish), 2481 nucleotides long. RefSeq names its product ubiquitin associated protein 1 (gene ubap1). The record is from RefSeq and is a predicted model, not a curated record. Gene Ontology annotation, molecular function: ubiquitin binding. Gene Ontology annotation, biological process: ubiquitin-dependent protein catabolic process via the multivesicular body sorting pathway. Gene Ontology annotation, cellular component: ESCRT I complex. Lineage: Eukaryota; Metazoa; Chordata; Actinopteri; Cypriniformes; Cobitidae.
GUGCAAAGGCCGACACAGAUGACAGCGCAUCUAAAGCUUUUUGCUGAUUGGUCGCAACUGUCGUCAUUCAGUUGAGCGCGUGACGUCACACAGGAACCGAAGGAGGCGGUCAGACCAAGAUGGCGUUCCGCGAUGAAGCAGGAAAUGUAGUCUGUUUUCAGUAAAUCUCCCCAAAUAAGAGCGUCAACCGGAGCCUGUACGUCCGAGGAUAACCGAGAGACCUAUUUGGAGGCUGAAGACACAGUAGAAACUGUUACUCUAAAUGGCUGCGAGGAAGUCUGGGUCAGAUUUCCACAACAACGGACCCGUCAGUUACCUUGAUGAAGUUCCCUUUAAACUCAAUGAGAAAUUCCGCUGUCCUUCAAAAGUGGGUUUUCCCAUUGACUUUCAUGUACCUGACUGUAAUUCAGUACUUUCAGCACUGCAAUAUGACUUUAGUCUAGAGAGGCGGAGUGUUCAGUGGGGGGAGGAGCUUGCCAAAGCACGAGCUGCCGAGGCUCGUGCAGCGGAGUCGGCGCGGGCGGAGUCUGAAAACGACAGGCAGGCCGCUCCUAACGAUGCAGAUGUCGGAUUGGUUGGAGGAAAGAAAGCACGCCCCUCCGAGGAGCAGGACCUUGUUCCACCAGCGGUGAACCCAGUUUUGGCUGGUUUCUGGCACAGUGCAAUGCUUACACCUCUCCCAGCACCUUCUUUCGGACCACAGCGGCCAGCGCCUAGCAACCCGGCUCCGCAAUGUCUAAACUUGGCUGAUUUUGAACGAGAAGAGGAUCCGUUUGACAAACUUGAGCUUAAAACCCUGGACGACAAAGAGGAAUUGCGGAAUAUCCUCCAGAGCCAACCACAAUCGUCCGUGUCACCACCCCAGCUUCCUCAAUCGGAACCUCAUCCUCCGUCUCCAAGUAGUACGCCUCCUCCCCAGGCAAAAGCAGGAAUCUUCCAUAAACCUAAUGGACUGGUUGGACUUCUGGACCUAGACCAGGGUAGGGUUCUGGCAAACUCCAUGGAACAGAUCGAUACAGACCGCCCAUGUAACAUUCGCUCACUGACUUUCCCAAAGCUAGCAGACUCCCUCUCAGAACCGUCUGUCGGCAUUUAUACGACAACUCCAUCACGCACCCUGUCCAAUGGCACACCUUCUUCUUUUCAAAAGGCUCCACCCCAUACCAACACAACGGUCCACCAAGAGCAAUCUGGACAGGCCCAAAUUGGUACACAGAAACAGACAAACUCCGUCACAGCACCCAACCAUCCGGUAACUUCACCUGCUAUCGCGAUUCUUCACGGCCUCUCUCCAAGCGAACGGCAAUGCGUGGAGACUAUCGUGGGCAUGGGAUAUUCCUACGAGGGUGUCCUAAAAGCCAUGCAAAAACAAGGACAGAAUGUCGAACAGGUGUUGGAAUACCUAUUUACUUACAGUCGACUGUGUGACAGAGGCUUUGAUGCUACUGCUGUGGAGGAAUGUCUGGAAAUGUACCAGGGUUCAGAGGAAAAGGCUCUUGAGUUUCUUCAGCUGAUGUCUCGCUUUGGCGAAAUGGGUUUUGAGCGGGACACUAUUAAAGAGGUACUGCUUGUGCACAAUAACGACCAGGACAAAGCUCUGGAGGAUCUGAUGGCCCGCGCAACAGCGAGCUGAGCCUGAAGACUGUCCACUCCAAGAGCCACCCCUCCCCUGUCCCUCAGUAAGAGAGAGAGAGUGAAAAGAAAAAGGGGCAAGCGAGGAGUCCUGGAUGUGGAAGGAUGUGAUUCUCGUAUCUCUAAGACAGGAUAACUGAUUUUGUACCCUAAUAAAGAUAUACCUCGUGGGGUAGGGAUUGACGACACCAUCCAACGGUCCGUCCUUUCCUCCUCAGCUGUAUGUCUGUUAAGUGAUCUUAGAAUGGUGGUGGUGGGAGGAGCCUAAACCCUCCGCAGAGAAUCUGCAUUGGCUAGUUUCUCUAUUACCGUGGUGACUGGCUGGAGAGAUGGGACUGAAUAUGACAGAAUGUGGACGCUUAAAGCUAUUACGCUGCCAUCUCUCGCUGCUGAACGCAGGCUUUCGAUACUGAAACCUGACCGCACAGUCACAAACACAACCCAUGGCAGAACAGAGAACUCACAGAAGUGUCCUCUCACUGUUUGUUGUUCAUACAUUGCUUUUAUGUUUGACAGACAGAAACACUUUAUCUUUCUUUCUUUUGUUCUUUUAAGAGAUUGUGUUUCUUUGCCGUAUGAUUAGGAACUGCAUUAACAAAACUAAUCACCAAGUUCAGAGGACACUGCAGUAAACUUUUACCCAGUUGGCGUUUGCACUGGAAUGAACAGAUUUGGCCGGAGUAAUUGGCAGGGUUUGAUGGGAAAUACAAUAUUACCAUUAUGUUUUUGAAAACAAUUGACAUGCCAAUGCUGCACAGGUACACUGAUUUAUAGAAAUAUAUUUAAAGAUACACUGUUGCUUUCCAUCAAUAAUAAAGAAAUAGUAAACAGUAAUGAGAUUAACACAUU